Sporothrix brasiliensis 5110 is the source of this 1515-nucleotide messenger RNA. RefSeq lists its product as uncharacterized. The record is from RefSeq and is a predicted model, not a curated record. Gene Ontology annotation, biological process: transmembrane transport. The transcript has 2 exons. Gene Ontology annotation, molecular function: transmembrane transporter activity. Bases 1 to 1515 code for a protein of 504 amino acids. Lineage: Eukaryota; Fungi; Ascomycota; Sordariomycetes; Ophiostomatales; Ophiostomataceae.
AUGACGAGCGACGCCGGAGCGACCCCCGACGUGCCUCCACCAGCAUCGUCGAGAGGCACUCUUUUGGGCCGCAUCGGGCACAUCCUCUCGUGGACGCCACGCUCCUGCCGCUAUGACCCCGAAAACCCGCCUGAAUUUACACUUGGGCUGAAUCUUCUGUUUUCGUUUGCAACCACGGCGACGGUCGGCAACCUCUACUACAACCAGCCUAUUUUGUACCAGAUGGCCGACACCUUCCAGGUCUCCUUUGAGCACGCCUCCAGCAUCGCCACGCUUAUGCAGGCCGGCUACGCGGGCGGCAUCGUCCUCCUGUGCCCGCUGGCCGAUGUGCUGCCGCGCCGGCCGUACAUUCUGUGCCUGGUCGCGUUCACGGCGCUCGCGUGGAUCGGGCUGUGCGUGACGCACUCGUUCGCGGCGUUUGCGGCGCUGUCCUGCCUCUGCGGCUUUACGACGGUCACGCCGCAGCUGAUGCUGCCGCUCGUGGGCGACCUGGCGCCGCCGCACCGGCGGGCCACCGCCGUGGCCAUUGUGGUGUCGGGCCUGUCGCUGGGCAUGAUGGUGGCGCGGCUGCUGGCCGGCGUGGUGGCCAACUACACGUCGUGGCGCAACGUGUACUGGUUCAGCUUCGGCGCGCAGGCGGCCGUGUUCGCCUCGCUCUUUGUCUGUAUGCCCGACUACCCGACCAAGAACGCGCGGCGCGCAGCGAACGACGGUGACGGCACGAACGUGGACCACACCGCCAGCUGGGGCCAUGCUGUGCGCCGGGUGCUGCAUUACGGCAAGGUGCUGUACGGCGGCAUGGCCGUGCUCGUGGUCCGGCACCCGCCGCUGCUGCAGGCGUGCCUCGUCGUGUUCUGCCACAGCGCCGUGUUCACGAGCUACUGGACCACGCUGUCGUUUCUGCUCGCCUCGCCGCCCUACGCGUACCCGUCCGUUGCCAUUGGUCUCUUUGGCCUCAUUGGCAUCGUGGUCAUUUGCCUGGGCCCGCUGUACGGCCGCUUUGUCAUUGAGCGCAUCGUGGCCGUCGCGGCCGUGCUGCUCGGCACCAGUCUCGAGCUCGUUGGUGUCAGCAUCGGCGUCGGCAUUGGCACGUUUUGCAUCGCCGGCCCCGUCCUGCAGGCCGUCCUCAUCGACUUUGGCAACCAGGCCUCCAACAUUGCCCUGCGCGCGUCCAUCUACGGGCUCGCGCCCAAGUCGCAGAACCGCGUCAACGCCGCCUACAUGAUUGCGUCGUUUGUGGGCCAGCUGACGGGCACGUCGGCCGGCAACCGACUGUACGCCAUGGGCGGCUGGCGCUACAGCGGUGGGCUGAGCAUCGGCCUGCUGUCCGUUGCCAUCCUGGUCUGUGUUGUCCGCGGUCCGCGCGAGACGGGGUGGGUCGGUUGGCACGGCGGCUGGUCCAUCCGCAAGGACCGGGCACCAAAAGUGGCGGAGCCAGGCGGCGAAACUGGUGUUGUAUCCGAAGCGGACGUUACUCGAACAGCAACAGUCUUGGCCGAGGAAAUCAAGGUAUAA